ACACCCUGGUCUGCUUCAUCUGUUUCGCAAGCGUUCCCGGAAGUCUCGCGAUGUUUCGCAUCUGGGUUUAGAAACUCCGGGAUAAGUAGCUAAUACUAAAAGCAAAUAUUUACAUCUUGUGAGAUUACGCCUAAAUCUUUUUGAGGAAUGUGGUGAAUUGUAACAGUCAGCGCAUCACCCGUUAGCCAUCUACUCAGCCUUGAACAUAACCUAACGUUAACUGGUUUAGGUAAGACAUGUUUUUUGACAAAUCAUACACGUUGGGUGGUGUUUUAUAAAAUGGAAGAGCCGUGGGAUUUCGAGUUUUUAUCCCGUAUUGUGGACGGGUUUGUGUCGUUUCUUUCCGAAUUCGUGGAUGACUGGUUGGCUAAUGAUAUGAGAGUGUCAAUAUUCAAGAUCUUGUUUAGCUGGCUCGUUGUCAGUCUCAUUGCCAUCCACUUCGCUUGGAGAGUUUACGGAAACACUGUGAACGAUAUGUAUUACCGACAAGGUACUGGUGGACAGAAUGGAGGCACACCUGACACUGCACCUCACCGCAGUGGAUGGUAGGUGGCCAAGCAUCCAUGUGUCUCCCUCCAGGGAGAGUGCUGCAGGAGACACCCUCAAGACACACCGUGAGUGACAGACCGGACAUAAGUUGGACUACACACUACUUGCUCUCUGUCUAAUCAGACAGUGUUGCUGAGUGGACACAGACUUGGUAUGUUGUGCCUUUUCAAAUGGGCUGGAGUUCAUUGAUGAGAUGAGCCUACGGACGCUUCCUUACUCUUGAGCUGAAAAAUACUUUUCCCUGGACGGUUGUUAUGAAGAUGUAACGGUUAUCAGGCUCAGUUUACAUCCAGACAGCCACACCAUGCGAUAUGCUAAGAUAUUCUCUCAAAUGCCAUCUUUUAAAAUCUCAUAUCUUUAAAAAUGUAGCUCCUCGUGUUCAUUUUUACCCCUUUUUGAUUGGUGAGACAUGAAAAAAUAUCCAUCCGGCUCUAUGUCCUUUGAUUGGCUGUAGAUUGAACCGAAAUGUUAUUCUAAUCUACCGGUAGACAGAAUCUGAAAAGACUCAACAACUGCUGUGAGAGUUGUUGAUGGGUGUGACUGCUGUUAUGUUCAUAACAUGUUAUUGUAUGAAUAAGGAGCUGUUCUGAGAAGAGAUGGUUUCUGUUUUUAUUUCCACUGGAGCAAGGCUACAUAGUAAUCCGUGAAGAGCGAGCUGGAGCAAGUCUACUGUGGAGAAGUGGUCAAAGAUAGAAGCCUUACAUCAAAUGGCAGCUCCCCUCAAACUCUGAUUUCUUUUUCUUGACAGCCUCACCUUAUUAUACCCGUUGUACACCCCUUCUAUGGCUGGAACAUCCAUAUUGAGAAGGAGCAAAUGCAUGAGGCCUCUGUGACUCUUCUGAUUGCUGUGAAAAUAUAAAACAGUGAAGGCCAUUAAUGCCUUUUAUUGUCUCAGGUACAGGUAGGUACCUGUAGCAGUCAAAUGGAGAAGGCAAAUUUAUUGUACAUUUUGUAAUUAAUGGUCUUGUGCAAUUGAUUGGUACUUAUUAAAGAAUUGUGUUUAAAAUUCA
This is a messenger RNA of Coregonus clupeaformis (lake whitefish), 1559 nucleotides long. RefSeq names its product T-cell leukemia translocation-altered gene protein homolog. Bases 280 to 549 code for a protein of 89 amino acids. The record is from RefSeq and is a predicted model, not a curated record. NCBI's taxonomy places the organism in Eukaryota, Metazoa, Chordata, Actinopteri, Salmoniformes, Salmonidae. The transcript has 3 exons.